ACCUGUUUGCCUUUGUCUUGAGUCCAUUCAGGAAAAUACUCUCGCGAAAAAUUCGAGUAAUUCAACAUAGUCUCAAGCCUUUUUGAAUAUCUAACUGACGUGAUACAUUUAUCUGAAGAGGUUUCAUUCGUUUCGAAGCAUAUAUUCUGACACAUCGAUUAUCUUGUCAUAAAUACAUAUUAAAGUCGUAGAAAGAUUAGUUUAUAUGUCUCAAAGAUCGAAACUAGUGAGCUGGUUUAUCCAGUGUUUUGCUAUUUCACUCAUUUCAGGAUGGGUUGUGAAUGCUGAGGAGUAUAAACUGAAAAGUGCUCCUGAAUGUCCAACGAUUAAGAACCAAGUAUGGUUAUUGGACGCAGACAACGUUUGUCACCAAGUGGGUUCUCAAGGUCCUUGCGGGUCCAACAUGUUGUUUUUUCCACAUCCUAGUCGAGCAGAUAAAACUCAUGGAUUCUGUGAUUGCUUUGACGCUCGAAUGGAGACUGAGGAUGAAAUCCAAGUUAUUAACAACCCCGAGCUGAGCCAUUGCCUUAAGUUUGAAUUGAGAAGCCAAAUUUUCGUCCCUGAAAGAAAUAGAUGCUAUUCUGCCUUUGAUCAGGGUCCAUGUCCAUCUGGAAAAUGGCUGGUAUUGAACGAAACUUACUAUCCAAUUUGUGCUCGCCAUCAAUGUGAAAGUGGAAAUGCUGCUGAUCCUUUGUCAGCCCGUUUCAAAUUCUCCCAUUCGGCUGCAGACAAACGCUGCUAUGAGACGAUGGCCAGAGGAUAUUGUCCUAAAUUCUACAGACUGAGGUUCUCUCCUAAUGACUGGCUUCCAAAGUGCCGAUAUUCUCCACGUUCGCUACAGUCACCGAUCGCUUGUCCGGCUACCAAACUGUGGAAGGGAACUAUAAGAUCCAGGUGUAAACCAGGAAGCAGACGAGACUAUUUGUCAAAAUGCUCGCGCAGCGUGAACCCAAGGUGAACAAUGAAAAAACAUCUCCAAGUUAUGUUCCAAUUUACCCUACUUUUUAAUUUCGAUUUAAAUCCAAUAAAAUAAAUGAAAAAACCCGAUUGUCGAGUAA
Folsomia candida is the source of this 1058-nucleotide messenger RNA. RefSeq lists its product as uncharacterized. The coding region runs from base 206 to 958 and encodes 250 amino acids. NCBI's taxonomy places the organism in Eukaryota, Metazoa, Arthropoda, Collembola, Entomobryomorpha, Isotomidae. The record is from RefSeq and is a predicted model, not a curated record. The transcript is spliced from 6 exons.